Molecule: messenger RNA, 3106 nt
Organism: Panthera uncia (snow leopard)
Lineage: Eukaryota; Metazoa; Chordata; Mammalia; Carnivora; Felidae
Gene: SIGLEC10
Product: sialic acid binding Ig like lectin 10
Exons: 13
Coding region: 798-2984 (728 amino acids)
Biological process (GO): cell adhesion
Cellular component (GO): plasma membrane
Molecular function (GO): sialic acid binding
Source: RefSeq, a predicted model, not a curated record
UUUAAGUUCUGCAACCUGAAAAGAGUUGUUCCUGUUUACCGCAAGUCCAAAAUAAUCCUGCACUUGGAUUUUUAGAAAAUAACCAGUAGGCCACCAGGACACAUAGCAAAGUCACAGAUGCCUGCAGCUCUGCACCCCACGGGGACAGCACCGUCGUCUAGGGAGGAAGUGGUACCAUGGGUGGGGACCCUGUCACCGGAUUGACCUGGUCAGACUCAUCUGUCGUGUUUCCAGCUCCCCCAACACAGAUGUUCACUAAGCAUUUGGGGAAUGGAUGAAUGAAUGAGUGGUUCCUGCCUUCACUUCACCCAGCAUCCCUUCUUUCCUUCUACCCCGGAUGUUCACAGACCUCAAGAGUCCUCCACCUUGCAGGACCGACCACUCGAGGGUCUGGAUGAGGCUCUGGCCCUCCAGGUGUAGACAGCAGUUGACUAGCUCCCUGGUGUAGACAACACUGCUCAGACAACACCUCAGAUGGGAAGAUCUUAGGAGACUCACCAUGUCCCAUGCCUCACAUGCUCUCAGAGGUCCUGGUCCAGGCCCCGUUGGUGGAGGGAAGAGUGGAGACGGGGGGCAGGACACAGCGUUCUUCUCCUGGUCUCUCCUCCCUGGGUCUCCAGGAGAGAGUGCGGGGGGUCACCAGCACCUUGCAGGUGGGAGGUGAGCUCCGCAGCGGCAGUUCCCCUUUUGCGAAAUCGUGAGGCCUGGUGCUCCUCCCCAGCUUCCCGUGGGCCCCCCUCAGCCUCCCUCUGCCUUCCCUUCUUCACCCACAGGAAGCCCAGACAUCUGUCUCUAAGAUGUUGUUGCCUCUGCUGCUGCCCCUGUUGUGGGCAGGGUCCCGGGCUCAGGAGAGGAGAUACUGGCUGCAGGUUCUGGAGUCACUGGUGGUGCAGGAGGGUCUGUGCGUCUCCGUGCCCUGCAAUUUCCUCUAUCCCCUGAAUAGCUGGACGGAGGACACCCCCGCCCUUGGCUCCUGGUUCGUGGUCGGGACAGACACGAACAAGGGAAGACCGGUGGCCACAAACAAGCAGGAUCAAGUGCACGGUGGCUCCGGGGGCCGGUUCCAGCUCACUGGGGAUCCCCAGAACCGCAGCUGCUCCUUGCUGAUCAGAGACGCCCAGGUGGAGGACUCGGCACAGUACUUCUUUCGGGUGGAGAGAGGCAGUUACGUGCGGUAUAAUUUCGUGGAAAGCCCGUUCUAUCUGGAAGUGACAGCCCUGACACAGAAGCCCGAUGUCUACGUCCCAGAGACUCUGGAAGCAGGGCGCCGGGCGACACUCAUCUGUGUGUUUAACUGGGCCUUUGAGGAAUGUCCAGCCCCUACUUUCUCCUGGAUGGGGGCCGCCGUCACCACCCCAGGGCCCGGACGCAAAUCCUCCUACUUCUCAGUGCUUUCUCUCACACCGAGACCCCAGGACCACGGCACCCACCUCACGUGCCGGGUAGACUUCUCCAGAAAGGGCGUGAGCGCAGAGACAACCUUUCGACUUAACGUCACCCAUGUCCCCAAAGACCUGGUUAUCAGCGUUGCCAGAGCCAAGGCAUCAGCCCCGGAGCCCCAGGGAAACAGCCCACAUCUGGAAGUCCAGAAAGGCCAGUUCCUGCAGCUGGUCUGUGCUUCCGAGAGCCAGUCCCCUGCCACCCUGAGCUGGGCCCUGGAGGACAGGAUCCUCUCUUGGUCUCACCCCUGGACCCCCGGCCCCCUGGCUCUGGUGCUGACCCGGGUGAUGCCUGGGGAUUCAGGCUGCUACACCUGCCGAGCAGAGAACAGGCGUGGCUCCCAGAGCCGCACCCUGAACCUCUCCGUGCAGUAUGCCCCAGAGAACCUGAGAGUGAUGGCCCUACAAGCAAACAGGACAGUCCUGGAAAACCUUGGGAAUGGCACGUCCCUCCCAGCCCUGGAGGGCCAAAGUUUGCGUCUGCUCUGUGUCGCCCACAGCAACCCCCCAGCCCAGCUGAGCUGGGCCCUGCGGGGACAGACUCUGAGCCCCUCCCAGCCCGCAGACCCCGGGAUCCUGGAGCUGCCUCAGAUACAAACGGAGCAUGAAGGAGUCCUCACCUGCCGAGCUCAGAACUCGCUGGGCUCCCAGCACGUCUCCCUGCUUCUCUCUGUGGUCUGCCCCCCGCGGCUGCUCGGCCCCUCCUGCUCCCGGGAGGGCGAGGCGCUGGGCUGCACCUGCUCCGCCCGAGCCCGGCCAGCCCCCACCCUGAGCUGGCGGCUGGGGGAGGGGCUGCUGGAGGGGAACCACAGCGACGCUUCCUUGACCGUCACUUCCAGCUCCGAGGGGCCCUGGGCCAACAGCUCCCUGAGCCUCAGGGGACCGCUGGGCUCUGGCCUCAGACUCAGCUGCGAGGCCCGGAAUGCACAUGGGGAACAGAGCGCCGCGGUCCUGCUGUUGCCAGAUAAGAAGGGACUCCUCUCAAAGGCGUUGGGUAGCGGAAUAUUUCUGGGAAUGGGCAUCACGACGCUCCUUUUCCUCUGCCUCAUCCUGGUCACGAAGACUCUGAGGAAGAAACAGGCCCAGGCAGGGACUCCGGCCCACGCAGGGGCUCCGGCCCACGCAGGGACUCCGGCCCAGGCAGGGACUCCGGCCCACGCAGGGACUCCGGCCCAGGCAGGGGCUCCGCCGAAGCCCAAGGCCACGCGGAGAAGCACGAUCCUGGACUACAUCAACGUGGUCCCCAAUCCUGGUCCCCUGGCUCGCAAUCGCAAUCGGAACCAGAACCGGAAGGCCAUGCCGAGCAGUCCUUCCCAGGCCUCUCCUCCAGGCGCUCCCUCCCAGGAAUGUAAGAAAAACCAGAAGGAGCUACAUGCUGCUCCCCACACUUGUCCAGGACCCAGAUCAUCCACGCAAGCCUCAGAAUCAGAGAGUAACCAAGAGAAUCUCCAUUAUGCUGCCCUCACCUUCUCGGGCCUCAGACCCUGGGACACCUGGGAGUCCAAGGACACAGGCCCGGAGUACGAGGACAUCAAGUUUCACUGACGGUCUCCCGGGCUGCAGGGCUGGGAUCCAGGAAGAGGAACAGAAGCAGAUGUUCAGAGUGAGUUCAAGAGCAGCCACCGUAAAGAUGUCCUGCUAGGCGACAAGACAGGAAGUCCCUCAGG